Messenger RNA from Parathielavia appendiculata, 1504 nucleotides. RefSeq lists its product as uncharacterized. The record is from RefSeq and is a predicted model, not a curated record. Lineage: Eukaryota; Fungi; Ascomycota; Sordariomycetes; Sordariales; Chaetomiaceae. The coding region runs from base 236 to 1339 and encodes 367 amino acids. The transcript is spliced from 2 exons.
CCGACUCGGGGUAAACUUGAUGCACCAUCGGUAGCCCAAGACCUUCAGGUGAAAAUAAAGUGCCUGACGUUCGCCAUGUCGACGACUCACUAUUUCAUUUCUCAUCAUCACCAUCCUGAACCCUUCACAACACCAGCAGCCAAGUGAUACUUCAACUCCUUCCACGUCACAAGCAGCGGAACCUCCCCGUCGGAAGCAUCAGCACACAGAGCUCCUUGCUCUCUCAACCUUCAGCAUGCGCACCACCACAUCAUGGUUUGCUUUCGUAGCGGGUGUCCUCAUUUCGGGCCCUCAAUCUGUUCUUGGCCAGAAAACGCCCAACGAGAACCUCGUCUUGGCUGAUUGCGGUAUCGGUCUUGGAGUCAACGGCGGGUCGACGUCGCGUGAGAUGAUCUACUACCCGGGUGACGUGUGGACGGCCAACGGCCAGACGAACAAGCCGACCAUGAUGGUCAACGUCCCCUGGAACGGUGCCUACCCCUGGGGUCCUCAGGGCGCCUUCGCCACCAUGCCAAACGGCGACAAGUGGAGCAUCUGGAUCAACGACAAAAUCAAGGACCCCAACGCGGCCGGCGACGCCUACCACAGCAUGGAGUCGAACAAGCCGCUCAAGUGCUACUCGUACCACAAGGAUAAGGUUUACCAGCUGGCUGACGGCAAGUGGUGCUCGAGCGCGUACGUGUGCAACCAUCGCGGCUCGCCCAAUGUCUUAACAGUCAAGCCCGGCAGUGGCGGCGGCGGCGGCGGUAGCGGCGGUAGCGGUGGCGGAAAGGACGAGACGCGCAUCACGGCCUCUACCAACGCAGACUCUGUCGAGCUGUACGAGACAACGGCCAACAAUAUCAUGGCCACGGUCAGGAAGACCUUCAAGGACGGCAGCACCGACUGCGACCAGACGCCCAUCGGCAUCGGAUCCAAAUGCACCAUUAAGUGGAAGUGUCAUGCGGCCGACUCCAGAAUUAACGCUCUCGGGAAAAUGGCCGGCGCCUACGACCUCAUGGCCGCCACGUCCCAGUUCUCGUCCCGGCGCGAGGUCAAGUGGGACGUCUGCAAGCGACCUGACACGCGGCCCGGUAAGGAGGGCCAGUGCCAGCAGUAUGAGACCAAAAUCGACCACUAUGUCCGGAUCCCGCGCGCUAUCGAUGCCACCAUGGACAACAUCCCGCCCGCCAGCUCCGGCCGCAACCCGAACGUCCUGGGCUGGAUGAACUACGAGAUCACGUGCGAGACUUCGGCGCUCGCGUGCGCCAUGUGCAACGCCAUCGGCACCUCCCUGGGCAUCGCGUCCGGAACUCUUGGAGCAGGUGUUACACUUGGGUGCGCGGCGUCGGGCUGCUAAGGACUUUCUUCGACGAGGGUGGCGAGAUUUGGCGAAUUGUUGACGAGCUGGCGAGUCUUUGCUUGAGUAACUGUACCGAAUAUUGGUAACUAGAUGGAUUUGGAGUCAUGGUGUAUGCUGUUUAGUUGUUAGAGAUUGGCGAGUGUUUAAAUGCAUUCUUCCUUG